CGCGCGGAACCAGGAACCGCUAGUACAAGCUGAUCGGGGCUCAGAAUGAGCUGGAGUUUCUUAACCCGUCUCCUUGAGGAGAUCAACAACCACUCAACGUUCGUUGGGAAGAUCUGGCUGACGGUGCUCAUCAUAUUCCGAAUCGUCCUGACCGCUGUUGGUGGGGAGUCUAUAUAUUAUGAUGAACAGAGUAAAUUCACUUGCAACACACAUCAACCCGGUUGUGAGAAUGUCUGCUACGAUGCAUUUGCACCCCUGUCACAUGUUCGAUUCUGGGUCUUCCAGAUUAUUCUCAUCACCACCCCAUCCAUUAUGUAUCUGGGGUUCGCCAUGCAUCGAAUUGCACGCCAGCCAGAUGAACAGAUUAGACGCCUGGAGAAAACAAAAAGCAAAAAGCGUGCUCCGAUAAUUCAUCGGGGAGCCAUGAGAGACUAUGAAGAGGCUGAAGAUAAUCAAGAGGAAGACCCCAUGAUCUGUGAAGAAGAGGAACCCGAAAAAGACAGCGAGAAAGGAGACAAAAAGAAACACGAUGGCCGCCGGCGAAUCAAACAAGAUGGCUUAAUGAAAGUCUAUGUGCUGCAACUGCUGUUCCGUUCAGUGUUUGAAGUUGGCUUCCUGAUGGGCCAGUAUGUAUUGUAUGGGUUUGAGGUCAUUCCCUUCUUCGUGUGCUCCCGCAACCCGUGCCCUCAUACUGUUGAUUGCUUUGUGUCACGUCCUACUGAGAAGACCAUCUUUCUGCUGAUCAUGUAUGCCGUCAGCGCUCUCUGCCUGUUCCUCAACCUGUGUGAGCUCUUCCAUCUAGGCAUAGGGGGUAUCCGAGAUGCCCUCCGGCAGAAGAGAAAAGAAAUUCAGGAAUCCCGUAAAAAGAAACCCAGUGCCCCUCCUAAUUACCACUCAGUACUGAAGAAAGGCAAACUACCCAACGGCAAACCAGUUUUUCCAGGAAAUGGAGUGUCCGAAGGUUUUGAGAUGCCAGUACAUGAGCUAGACAGGUUGCGGCAGCACCUCAAGUUGGCUCAAGAGCAUCUUGACUUGGCUUUCCACCUGAAUCCAUCAGCUGAUAUUGCCCAUGCAUCCCGAAGCAGUAGCCCUGAAGCCAACAGCAUUGCUGCAGAACAGAAUCGACUGAACCUUGCACAAGAGAAGGGAGUGGGAAGCCGUGAAAAAUCUGGUUUGUGAUCAUCAACGGGUGGGCUGACUGGGGGGAUGGAAUGUCUUGUUGUUCAACUGGAAUCAAGUUACUAAAAGGUUCUUGACCCUCUCCUGGCAGGGGGGGAAACGCGGAGGGCGAAAGGAAGUGAAGAAAAUGGAACUAUUUCUUUUGGGGGGGGGGUGUUGGGGGAUGGGUCAGAGGUUUGAAUGCACCUCUGUGUUUGAUGAACUGACUGCCAUCGGCCCUCACAAACAGAGAUCAUGUUCUUUGUCCCAUGCCAAGUGCUGCCAAUGCCGGGCGAGGUUUAAUACCACUGGUUUACGUAGGUUUCAGGCUGUUCUACCCUCUGGUUAUAGGGUGAGAGCCCAUUUCAGCCUACAAAUAUUUUUAUUUCAUAUUUUUGUGUCCUGGAAGGUGCUGCAAACACUUGUAUUGUGCUGCAGACUGCAAUACCGCAAGUGUUGGAAUAGUUCAGCUAGCUCAGAGUUGGACAACCCUGUGGGUGUAGUUUGCCAGACCCUGUGCCAGCUUACUUUCAAGGCUAUUCUUUUAUACGAUACCUAGCAUUAAACUAAAGGGAUAUCUUUCCUUUCUAUUUUAUAUUUUUUAGAUGUAGUUGAAUUCCAUAUGACUAUGCUGCGGUACUCGGAGCCCAUUAGUGCUAGCACACCUUCCCUCUGACUGCAUUUGUUUUGGAGGUAGGGUUGCCACCUGGCCGGUAUUUUACUGGCCUGGCCGGUAAAAAUUAUAGUUGAUCCCAAUGUUAUUAAUAGGGAAAAAAGAUGAAUAUAAAGGAAGGCCGGUAUUUUUUCCAGAAAAGGUGGCAACCCUAUUUGGGGGGGAUUCUUAGGAAAUAAGCUUUAUACAUUCCUGGGUUCUGUUAAAGUGCUGACCCUCCCUGCUGUCUGUCUGUUGAACUACAAGUCCCAGCAUCUGCUGACAGGCUGAGGGUUCUCAUUCAGAAGCAGCUGGAGAGUGGAAUUCCCUGUUAGUAUUUUUUAAUGUCUUUUUGAAAUUUGACAGAUUUUGGAGGAAAGCUUGAGAGUUGGCAGCAGUGCUGGAGGAUGGGGUUGUGCCAAAUACACAUAAUUAGGGGAAGGGGAGGCUAAUUUUACCAUCUUCCUCCCCUGAUUUUUUGAAAGCUUUAAACAUUCCAGAGGCACUCCUUCUGCAAACACUUUUGUACAUGGAGUGGUCCAGCUGCUUCAGGGUAACCUGCACAUUCCAUCAGUCACCACCACUAGCUCCUUCACAAAUUCCAAAAAAAUAACCUCACAUGUCUAGGAGCAGGGGUGAGGGGGCUACUGUGUAUACAGAAGUGAACAGCUGUUAAUAUACUUAAAUUAACCCACUGGUUGCUGGUCUCUUGUCCAAGAAAAACUAGUUGCAUUACUGACAUUUUCAUAACAUUCUUACAACUGGAACCAUAUAAACUGCUCUUUCCCGCUAGGAGGCUGUACCUGAUCUCAAGCACCAAAGCAUUCUCUCCAGGAAGUUGGUACAGCAAAGGAAAAUGAGUCCCUAGUGAACUCCCUGUACUUGCAAAUAGCCGUCUGUCCUGUUCCCUUAUGUGCCAAUGAAGGGAGGAUAAAUCAUGUUGCAGAGGAAGUUCUCUUCAUUAUCUGGUGCCGCACAACUUUACCUUUUAUUUUAAUUUUAAUGUGAAUUUUUUGUUUUUAGAAUUCAUUGCAUUAUUUAAAGUGUUGGACAAGUUGUCUUCUAUCCUCAUAAGCUGCCACAGGCCAUUUAGUCACCUUUCAAUGGAAAAGUAGCAGCAGCAGAAGCAGGUAAAUGUCACCAAUCUCUUUGCACUAAGGUCGAAGACAAAGGACGCUAGCACGGCACACCAAUAACAUUCUUCUGACAACUAUAAGUGUGUCAUUCAGGGAUUCACAGACUCCAUGGCAAGAAGCAAUUUGACGUGGUGUGUUUUGACGGCCCUGCCUUUCCGUAGAAAAAUGAUGCAGCCCUUCGGAUUUAGUUUCCAUGAUAACAGUGUGCCCUUUCAUAGGAAGCCAUUUUCCCCUUAUAUUUGCUCUUUAUCUAUGCUGGAGACGCUUGAAAUUUUACAGACCUCUCAUAGCCUCAUCUCUUUAUAUGAUAGAUUUUUGUCUUAAUUGGGGGAGGGGGGGUUUAUGUAUGACUUUGUUUUUUUGAAGACUUUUUGGUACUGGAAAAAUUAUUUUGUUUUUUAUACGAAGUUAUUAUUAAAAAAAAA
Messenger RNA from Xenopus laevis (African clawed frog), 3371 nucleotides. RefSeq names its product gap junction protein, alpha 7, 45kDa (connexin 45) S homeolog (gene gja7.S). Lineage: Eukaryota; Metazoa; Chordata; Amphibia; Anura; Pipidae. The record is from RefSeq and is marked provisional. Gene Ontology annotation, cellular component: connexin complex; gap junction; plasma membrane. Gene Ontology annotation, molecular function: gap junction channel activity. Gene Ontology annotation, biological process: cell-cell signaling; transmembrane transport; cell communication.